CCUCUUGCUGGAGUAUGGCCUAGUCACCAUGACUUAGCCAGAGCAUCAGAAAAAUCAUACAACUACUUAGUGCAGCCAAGAGCUUCAGGAGAAGUUGCAGUAGCUUGCAGAGGAAAGCGGCUGGCGCUUGCAUGUGGUUUGCACUGUUUCAUUAUCAACUUCAGCCUUGAAGCAUGCGUAUUCAGCCUUCCUCAGGAUGUAUUCCUCAGGCUAGUUGCGCAGGAUAUACCAGGUCCUUCAGCCGCUCGAGGCGAGAUCAUGAGAAGUUUUCCUAUCCCUCUUGAAUUUAAUGACCCUGUGUCUCGAAACCCAGACAAGCAGCGAUAUGUCAACAUUUCAUUGGCAAUCAUAACACCAGAGAAGGUCUACUGUGUUGGAGACUAUUCCAGAUUGGUAUCCUUCAUAGUGAUCUCCCGCAGCAUGCCUUACAGGCAAAUUGAGCUGACCCCAGGAACAGAAACGUGGUCUCUCAUCUUUGACAGAUGGCUCGAAGGUGGACCAGACUGGGUGUGGGAGUGCAAACUUGCGGGAUCAGCCCUGCUGCGAUGGAGACUUGCCGUACUCCGAGACUUGUCAGGGUGGCGGCGACCAAUUGCAGAGGUCCUUUGCACUGUGCAGAGCAUCUUCAAUGGUUUUGGUCGGCAUACAGCCAAUGAUCUCUGUCACAUGCUUUGCCUUCACCCACUGCUGCCUACCAGCUUCAUUUGUCAAGACGACAUCUUGUUCAGCAAGUUGUACAAGGGCAUUGAAGCCUACACAAACUUCUGGAAUACAAAGGACUACUACAACACGGUGGCUGUG
Messenger RNA from Phanerochaete carnosa HHB-10118-sp, 801 nucleotides. RefSeq lists its product as uncharacterized. The transcript has 3 exons. The record is from RefSeq and is a predicted model, not a curated record. NCBI's taxonomy places the organism in Eukaryota, Fungi, Basidiomycota, Agaricomycetes, Polyporales, Phanerochaetaceae. The annotation marks the transcript as partial.